GAUAUAGUCGUUCACUGGGUGUUCCUUUCAAGUUCGUCAUUAAUAUGUAACGUCCGUCUUCAGUGGAACCAUCCCCCAUUCCCCGCGUGCAUCGUGAUCUGGCGGAUGCGGGUAGCCACUCGAAGAAGCAGGGUCCGUCACCUCCUGUCAGCGUAACGGAAGGAAAAAUUUACAAUUUACGGAAUAUCUGGAAUCCUCCUGCUAAUUUCCCACUGGUGAACGGAUUCACGGACAGAGUUCCACAGGGACAGCGCUAGCCAGGGGGGUUUAUGGAAGCCUGUUUUUCCAGGAAGAGAAGUGCAUGAAGAUCCCUGCUCUGCUGCAGUCUCGUACAGCUCCCAGCCCGCUCUAUCACAGCUAGGAAAAUGUCUGGUUCCUACGAUGAAUCCGCCAGCUUUGAAGAGGCUACAGACAGCUUCUGGGAGGUGGGGAACUACAAGCGUGCGGUCAAGCGGAUCGACGAUGGACACAGGCUCUGCAACGACCUCAUGAACUGCAUCCAGGAGCGUGCCAAAAUCGAGAAAUCCUACAGCCAACAACUGACCGACUGGUCCAAGAGAUGGAGACAGCUGGUGGAGAAAGGUCCUCAGUACGGCUCAGUGGAGCGUGCCUGGUUGGCGGUAAUGACGGAGGCGGACAAGGUGAGCGAGCUGCACCAGGAGGUGAAGAACGGUCUGCUGAACGAUGACCUGGAGAAGGUGAAGAACUGGCAGAAGGACUCCUUCCACAAACAGAUGAUGGGCGGCUUCAAGGAGACCAAGGAGGCUGAGGAGGGCUUCAAGAAGGCCCAGAAACCCUGGGCCAAGAAAGCCAAGGAGCUGGAGACUGCGAAGAAGGCGUAUCACCUGGCCUGCAAAGAGGAGAAGCUAGCCUCCACCCGGGAGGCCAACAGCAAGGCCGAGGCCUCCGUCACACCCGACCAGCAGAAGAAGCUCCACGAGAAAGUGGACAAGUGCAAACAGGAUGUGCAGAAGGCUAAGGAGAAGUACGAGAAGGCUUUGGAUGAGCUGAGCAAGUGCACACCACAGUACCAGGAGCACAUGGGGCAGGUGUUCGACCAGUGUCAGCAGCUGGAGGAGAAGAGGCUAAGCUUCCUCCGGGAGGUGCUGCUGGACAUCAAACGCCACCUCAACCUCACCGAGGACCAAAGUUAUGCCUCAGUGUACCGGGAGCUGGAGAGGACCAUCAACGCUGCCAGCACUCAGGAGGACCUCAAGUGGUUCAGCAACAACCAUGGCCCCGGCAUGCACAUGAACUGGCCCCAGUUUGAGGAGUACAACCCGGAUGUGGCCCACACUGUCACCAAGAGGGAGAAGGUGAAGAAACCCAAUGAGGCUGUCAGCGCAGUGGGGGAACAUGUGAUGGCCCAGGCGGGAGACCGGGGCAGUGUGAGCAGCUACGAUAAGAACCAGGCGUACUCCACGGAGUGGUCUGACGAGGAGCAGCCGGCUUCACAGUCGGGCAACGAGACCAACGGCGGGGCCAACCCGUUCGAGGAGGAGCCCAGUCCAAGUCCCAAGGGCGUGCGCGUGCGGGCGCUGUACGACUACGAGGGCCAGGAGCAGGACGAGCUCAGCUUCAAAGCCGGGGAUGAGCUCACCAAGCUGGAGGACGAGGAUGAACAGGGCUGGUGUAAAGGUCGCCUGGACGGCGGCAGGGUGGGCCUGUACCCCGCAAACUACGUGGAGCCCAUCUAAGGAGGACCUAUGGGGAACCCCAGACUGGACUGUCCAAUUAUACUGCACAUAGACCGAGACCUAAGAGCUACACUCCCCUGGCCGGGCAGACUCCACCUAAAACACAACUUUAGCAUUUAAAGGACAGUAUACACACAGAUCACAUGUAUCCAGGCAUACGGGCGGUUUCAGAACUACAGAGCAUACAGCAACAGUAGGCUACACACAUAUAUAUCUGUCAAUAUACCACCAUUCAGGCAAGUGCAGGGAUACGUUUUGCAUUUUUGUGUACCCGUGUUCAAUAUGAAGUUUGUGCAGAUGAUAUGACAUUUGUGUAGCGGUAUGUUCUCCUAUAAACAAUAUGAGUAUUAUGUAGUCAAUGGCGCCCUCAUAGCCACGAAGAGCUAUGCAGUGUGCGGUGUGUAUAUUUGAUGACAUUCUUUCGUGCAGCAGUCUCGAAGCUAUGCGUGUACAGUCCUCAUCCCUGCAUUGUUACUUUGGCGUAGCGAGGCUACGCAAUGUUUUUUUUUUUUUUUUUUUUUUUUUUCCGGUUCAGUUAGGUUCCUGUCGGCAGUGCGUGCUAAGCUGUGUAUGGUUGUUUUUCUCUCCUUCCGUGUCCGAGUCCGUUUCCGUAGCAGCAUGUGCUACACUGCGUACGCCCCCUCCCCCCUGCGAUUGGAUGACUUUGGUGUCGGCUCCACCCACCCCUCCCUCCCCCCGCCCCUUCAGCAGAGUCUGAACUGAGGCUUGGAAUGCAGUGAUUGGACGACGGCUCGAACCUGUGUUCUCCUAGGAAACGAUGGCUUUUUUUGACCUGUCAUCAAACGAAAAGCUCUGUUUUUUGUUAACAUCUUGUGUUUUUCAGUGACUUGUUUAAUACCGAUUCCCCCAAGACUUUUUUUUUGUGGUGUUUUUAUGGUAAAGCACACACGCAUGAAAAAUGAUAAAAUUAUGUGCUGCCCCAUCCUCUCUCUCGCUCUCGUGCUCUAUCUCUCUCUCUCUCUCUCUCUCUCUCUCUCUCUCUCUCUCUCUCUUUCUCUCUUUCUCUCUCUCUCUAAUCCAUCUUAUGUUUACAGAAAUCACUUCCUGUUUGAGCUUUUUGAAGACUGUUGUGGUUUUUAAAUGUGUUCUGAUGACAUCAUAAUAUAGCCCCCCCUCCCCCCUCCACUGCACACCCAGAUAUUAUUAUUUAUUAUUGUGCCAUAGAGCUGAAUGGCCCAGGCUAUGCCAUCCAAAUCUAGUGUCAGUUAAGGCUGGAGUUGCUGCCAUUUUGUGCUGUACGUCAGCUAAGCACCGGAAAGGGUCCCUAACCUGCCCCGGCCCCAGUGCAUUCUGGUAUUUCUCUCUUAUAGUCUUCCACCCAAAGCAGAGAUCAUUAGAAUAGUCACAGAAUAGUCCUAAGGUCCAGAACAAGCACGACAAAGGCAAAACAUCAACAGUUACACCCUCUAAUGACCCCUCCAAAAUCCAGCCAAUCGAAAACCAGUCCCAGGUCCGUUCAGGAGCAAUGACCUUUUCUGUUAACCUGGUUCCCCCUUAGCUUUUAGCUCACCAUACAGUACGAAACUGGCACCCUAAUCUGAGAACGUUCAACUGCGGUCUGCGCCCCUAACAUCAGUUCAAGGGAGGGUUUAGUCUGCUUUAAUUGUAUUUUCUCAUGUACCUUUCUGUGAACUGUGCAGUAGUGUGGAGGAUCUAUCUUUGCUAACCCCCCCCCCAUUGAAAUCACAAAUCCACAUUGUAUGUAAUAAGUGAUGCAAUAGCAAUUCUACUGCAUGUUAUAACAUGCAAAACAAUAAGACUCAUCACAGGUUUUAUUCUAAUGACCAUAACAUUCACACUACUUUCUGGCAGUGUCGUGAAACAUUCUGCAUUCUUGUGUGGUCUGAGCUCAGUGAGGCGAGAAUGCAUUGAAUUUUUUUGGUGACCGGGAAGUUUGCAACCCUGGUCAUGGAGAGCUACAGGGUCUGCAAUUUUUAUUUUUGACCUGAAAAUCAGCACCCUGUUGAGACCCAAGUAACCAGGUGAGGUGAAUUAAGUGUGUAAGCAACUGCUCUAAUUGACAAAUUAAGUCAACAACAAAAACCAGUGGAGCCUGUGGCUCUCCAGGACCAGGGUUGGAGACCCCAGCCAUGUACCAAACUGUGCACAACCCUGGGAGCAGACAUGGAAAAUCCAGGUCCAAAAGGUAAAAGUCCUCCCCAGUAUUUUGUUCCAACCACCUGGAUUUGUUAAUUAGCACAAUUCUUUAGCCAGGAGGUAGAAUUAUUUAGUGAAAUCAGCUGGCUGAGUUCAUGGGUGGAAGAAACACGUGGCAAAGAAACUUGGGUGUGUAUUAGGGGUAGGUUUUCAGAUUUAGCUCAUUACACUCAGUCCCUUAUCUCACAGACCCAUUCACAAGCAUACAUACAUCUCACCGAGACACCCUCACACACACAAACACACACACUAGCAUAUACACCAUUACACACUGCAACAUAGACACACACACACACAUACACAUACACAUACCACAUAGAUACACUCAGCACACGCAAAUAUACAAAUACUUUGAGCGUACAAGGUGAACACAGACAUUCAUACACUCAAACAGUAUAUUACUAAAUGCACAUAUUUUCAGACCCUGUGUGUGUAUGUGUGUGUGUGUGUGUGAGCGUGUGUGUGUGUGUAUAUGUGUGUGUGCCUGUGAAUGUGCGAGUGUGUGUGUGUGUGUGCCUGUGAAUGUGCGAGUGUGUGUGUGUGUGUGUGUGUGCCUGUGAAUGUGCGAGCGUGUGUGUGUGUGUGCGUGUGUGUGUGCCUGUGAAUGUGCGAGCGUGUGUGUGCGCGUGCAUGUGUGUGUGUUCAUGUGUGCGUGCGUGCGUGCGUUUGCGUGUGUGUGCGUGCGUGCCUGCAUGCGUGUAUAUAUAUAUGUGUGUGUGUGUGUGUGUAUAUGUCUAUGUUGUGUGUGUGUUCCUCCAUACCAUAUUUAUUUGACCCGAUUCGCGGCUCCGUUGUUGACCUAUUUCAGUGUGCAGUGGGCUCCUGCUGCCUGACCUGUAUAUGAUAAUGUAAUUUUAAAAAUAUAUUAUAUUGUAACUGUGUAACUGUGUGGAGCUGAACGUGCAAUCUAGCAACACACAGAACAGUUAAGAAAAGUGUAUUUGUAAAUGCUUUUUUACAUUUUCUUUUGUCCUUCUGCAAGGGAGAGCUGGGGGCAGGGGGACGUGUUGUGGAAACUCUAUUUUAGCAGUCUUGGAAAAUGUAUGUAUGUUUAGACUCUAGUGCUGUAAUCCUUUCUCCAAUCUAGUAUUGUGCCUGUUCAUCUUAAAGGUAAAAAAAAAAAAAAAAAAGUAAUUCCAAAAAUGAAUAAUGAUAAUGACUAUAUAGUUACAAAAUAAACCUGAAUCAAAGUU
This is a messenger RNA of Conger conger (European conger), 5068 nucleotides long. RefSeq names its product protein kinase C and casein kinase substrate in neurons protein 1-like. The transcript is spliced from 11 exons. NCBI's taxonomy places the organism in Eukaryota, Metazoa, Chordata, Actinopteri, Anguilliformes, Congridae. The record is from RefSeq and is a predicted model, not a curated record. Gene Ontology annotation, cellular component: plasma membrane; endosome; cytoplasm. Gene Ontology annotation, biological process: positive regulation of dendrite development; neuron projection morphogenesis; regulation of endocytosis. Gene Ontology annotation, molecular function: phospholipid binding; protein binding. The coding region runs from base 366 to 1697 and encodes 443 amino acids.